This is a messenger RNA of Dermacentor andersoni, 1129 nucleotides long. RefSeq lists its product as uncharacterized. Gene Ontology annotation, biological process: sodium ion transmembrane transport. Gene Ontology annotation, molecular function: ligand-gated sodium channel activity. Gene Ontology annotation, cellular component: plasma membrane. Lineage: Eukaryota; Metazoa; Arthropoda; Arachnida; Ixodida; Ixodidae. The record is from RefSeq and is a predicted model, not a curated record.
UCGAGUACUCCUACUACAAGACAGGCGUGUGUUACACCAUGGACCCAACGCACUCUGAAGUGUAUCGCUCGUGCGGAGAGCCUUGGAAAUACAGCGCCACGUUCAGGCUGGCCACAGAGCUCGAAGGUGUUCCGGCCAAAGAGGCUAUCAUGUCCGCCCUCUUACACCAACAGGGACAGUUCACGGGCGGAGUCAGCAGUAGCGCCAUGUUCCGACCCGGAAAGCGCUACGUGCUAAGCGCGCAACAGACGAAUGUACUUUCCCUAAAAACGCCGUACGAGACUCAGUGCACUGACUAUGAAGAAAUGACGAAGCGAUUCAACUACACAAAGGACGUUAUUCAACAAGAGGAAUGCAGCGAAAAAUGCCUCGCCGACCAGUGGAAGAACCAGUGCGACUGCUACCCCAAACUCUACUCUAUGAAGCACGUUCUGAAAGGAAACCUGUGCGAAUACCUGGCCCACUUGAAGUGCAACGACUACAUGAAGACGAUGAACUGGCUACCUUACUGCCAGAACCAGUGCACCAGGCCGUGCAGAGAGGUGCGUUACAAGUCCUACAGCUUCCAGACAGGAAGCGUGAAGGAUUACAAUCGGUAUGGAAACAAAGAAAUAAAAGUGACCGUCGUCCUUGGCACAACGAAGCGCCGGAUCGUGCAGACCCUUCCACGAAUGCUUGGCUCAGACCUCGUCACGUACUUCUCUGGUCACGUGAGUAUGUGGCUAGGAAUCUCUCUGCUGCAACUGGCCGACAUCCUCUGCAAGAUGUACAAGAAGCUCUGCUCUUUGAGGGAACCUGCAACUUCGAUGCCAACACUGUUUUAAGGACACAAAGAAGAUGGAUCGCAUGCACCAGUGGUUGCCCAGAGAAAGUGUUUGUUAGCUAAUGUCAUUUAUUAUUUUUGUAUGCUUAGUGCGCGCAUUUAUUCUUUAAUCACAAUGAAGCUACUCCGUAAGUAUCAUAGCGCAGAUUUUAGAAUCUCAGAGAAUCUUCACACAUAAAUUAAGUGAUACUAAAGCCGUAGUUAUAGGAGAUCUACUCCUGUGUACCUGCUUAAUGCUACUCUUUGUAGUUGAGGUAGACCCGCAUAGUUGAUCGGCAUAAUAAGUUCAAAAUAAAAGGCUUGUGA